Molecule: messenger RNA, 1833 nt
Organism: Dromiciops gliroides (monito del monte)
Lineage: Eukaryota; Metazoa; Chordata; Mammalia; Microbiotheria; Microbiotheriidae
Product: keratin, type II cytoskeletal 2 oral-like
Exons: 9
Coding region: 1-1833 (610 amino acids)
Biological process (GO): keratinization; intermediate filament organization
Cellular component (GO): keratin filament
Molecular function (GO): structural constituent of skin epidermis
Source: RefSeq, a predicted model, not a curated record
AUGAACAGACAAGUCUGUAAGACCUCAGGCAGCGCGAGCCAGGGCUUCUCUGGCCACUCAGCCGUGGUCUCUGGCAGCAGCCGCAUGAGCUGUGUGGCCCGCACUGGGCGCUCUGGUGGAGGAGCCUGUGGUUCCCAUAGUGGAGCAGGUGGCUUUGGCAGCCAUAGUCUCUACAACUUGGGUGGAAACAGGAGCAUUUCCUACAGUGUGGCUGGUGGUUCCAGGGGUGGCUCCUUUGGUUUUGGUGGUGGCCGAAGUGGCUGCGGAGGUGGCUUUGGAGGAGGCAGAGGAGUAGGAGGUGGCUUUGGAAGGGUUGGUGGCUUUGGAGGGGCUGGUGGCUUGGGUGGCUUUGGAGGGGCUGGUGGUUUUGGACCUGGUGGCUUCCCUGGUGGGAUCCAAGAAGUGACUGUCAACCAGAGCCUCCUACAACCCCUCAAUGUGGAGAUUGACCCCCAGAUUGGGCAGGUGAAGACCCAAGAGAAGGAGCAGAUCAAGACCCUCAACAACAAGUUUGCCUCCUUCAUUGACAAGGUGAGGUUCCUGGAACAGCAGAACAAGGUCCUGGAGACCAAGUGGAAUCUGCUUCAGCAGCAGGGUGUCAACUCUGUCACAGGCACCAAUAACCUCGAGCCCCUCUUUGAGAGCUACAUCAGCAACCUUCGGAGGACUCUGGAAGGGCUCCAGGGGGAGCGUGGGAAACUGGAUGGGGAGCUGAGUAGCGUGCAAGAGCUGAUGGAAGACUUCAAGAGGAAAUAUGAAGAUGAGAUCAACAAACGCACAGUGGCAGAGAAUGAAUUUGUUGGGAUCAAAAAGGAUGUGGAUGCUGGUUAUAUGAACAAGGUUGAGUUGCAGUCCCGUGUGGAUGGCUUGACAGAUGAGCUCAACUUCCUGAGAGUUCUCUAUGAAUUGGAGUUGUCUCAGAUGCAAAGCCAUGUCAGUGACACCUCUGUGAUACUCUCCAUGGAUAACAAUCGCUGCCUUGACUUGGAUGGAAUCAUUGCUGAGGUCAAGGCUCAAUACGAGGAGAUCACCCUGAAGAGCAAGGCAGAGGCUGAGAGCAUAUACCAGACCAAGCUUGGAGAGCUGCAGACCACAGCUGGCAGGUACGGCGAUGACCUGAAGACCACCAAGAGUGUAAUCAUGGAACUCAACAGGACAAUCCAGAGAUUGCGAGCCGAGAUUGAGAAUGUCAAGAAACAGAAUGCCAACCUGCAGGCAGCCAUAGCUGAGGCUGAGCAGCGUGGGGAACUGGCCCUUAAGGAUGCCCAGGCCAAGCUCCAGGGACUGCAGACUGCCCUGCAAAAGGCCAAGGACGACCUGGCCCGCCUGCUGCGGGACUACCAAGAACUGAUGAAUGUGAAGUUGGCCCUGGAUGUUGAGAUUGCCACCUACAGGAAGCUGUUGGAGGGAGAGGAGUGCAGAAUGUCAGGAGAGUGUCAGAGCACUGUGAGCAUCUCCAUGGUCAGCAACGUUACCAGCAGUAACAGCAGUGGUGGUCUUGGUGGAAGCCGUGGUGGCUUUGGAGGAGGAAGUGGAAGUUUUGGUGGUACCACCAGUGGCAGCUAUCACAGUAGUGGAGGCAACAUUUCUGGGAGCCGAGGGAGUGCUUCUGGGAGUCGAGGGAAAGUUUCUUGGAGCCAAGCUGGUGCUGGUAGCAGCUCAGGCGGCAUCCAGACCUCUGGAAGUGGAGGAUACAGCUCCGGGAGCCGAGGCAGUGCUGGUAGCAGCUCAGGCGGCAUCCAGACCUCUGGAAGUGGAGGUUACAGCUCCGGGAGCCGAGGCAGUUCCAGCAUUCAAGUGUCCCAGACCAGCUCCAGCCAGCGCUGGAAGUAA